AUGUCCUGGAGAACCUCAACUGUCUUGGAGAACCUCAACCGUCUUGGAGAACCCAACCAUCUUGGAGAACCUAACCCGGCUUGGAGAAGCCAACCAUCUUGGAGAACCUCAACCGUCUUGGAGAACCCAACCGUCUUGGAGAACCUCAACCAUCUUGGAGAACCUCAACCGUCUUGGAGAACCCAACCGUCUUGGAGAACCCAACCGUCUUGGAGAACCUCAACCAUCUUGGAGAACCUCAACCGUCUUGGAGAACUCAACCGUCUUGGAGAACCUCAACCGCCUUGGAGAACCUCAACCGUCUUGGAGAACUCAACCGUCUUGGAGAACCUCAACCGUCUUGGAGAACUCAACCGUCUUGGAGAACCUCAACCGUCUUGGAGAACUCAACCGUCUUGGAGAACCUCAACCGUCUUGGAGAACUCAACCGUCUUGGAGAACCUCAACCGUCUUGGAGAACUCAACCGUCUUGGAGAACCCAACCGUCUUGGAGAACCUCAACCGUCUUGGAGAACCCCAACCAUCUUGGAGAACCUCAACCGUCCAGGAGAACCCAACCAUCUUGGAGAACCUCAAGAGUCCAAGAGGAGCCAUUUUGGGACAAAUUGGGCUAGAAAUCGGGGGGGUUCCCCCUUUUUUGGGGGGUGUUUGAGGUCAUUGAGGUCCCGGCCAAUCAGGGGAGGGCAAGGGGGGGGAGGUCCAAGGCGCUGCCAUUGGCUGAGGGAGCGGGAGGCGGGGUGAGGGCGGCGGCCAAUGAGGUGAGAGGUGGAGGAAGUGGGCGGUCUGGUGCCACCUGGGUGACCCCGUUGACCCCCCAAUGGGAGCCAGGCGUUGGGGUUUGCCCCUCCCCCUCCCUGAUUUUGGGGGUGGGGGAGGGGAAAUCUGACCGUUGCGGGGGGGGGGGUGGUAAAAUUGGGUCGAAACCCGCAAGUUUUGGGGGCCGGGCGGUGACGGGAUUGAGCGGCCCGCGCGGAAAGGGGCAAAAAAGGGCGUUUUGCAUAAAAAAGCAGAAAACGGUGGUUUUCAGUACGGGGGAGGGGAUCUUUUGGGGGCGUGAAGAGGCAAAUUGGGGGAUUUUCCCAAAAAAUAAGGUUUUGGGUUUUUUUUUUAAUAUGUAGAAAUGGCGGGUUUUGCACAACAGGCAAUUUUUGCCCAAAAGUGAAGAUUUUUGGACAGAAAAGUCAAGAUUUUUGGAUAGAAAAGUCAAGAUUUUGGAGGACAAAAUUCAAGAUUUUGGGGGGUGAAAUUCAAGAUUUUGGGACAAAAAGGUCAAGAUUUUGGGGGCACAAACGUCAAGAUUUGGGACCACAGAAGUCAAGAUUUUGGGGGCAUGAAAGUGAAGAUUUUUGAGUACAGAAGUGAAGAUUUUUGGAGCACAAAAAUGAAGAUUGUUUUUGGGUGCAAAAGUCAAGAUUUUUGGGUGCAAAAUUCAAGAUUUUGGGGGCAGAAAAGUGAAGAUUUUUGAGUACAGAGGUGAAGAUUUUUGGAGGACAAUAAUGAAGAUUUUUUUGGGUGCAAAAGUCAAGAUUUUUGGGUGCAAGAGUCAAGAUUGCUGGAGCACAAAAGCCAAGAUUUUGGGGGCAGAAAAGUGAAGAUUUUUGAGUACAGAAGUGAAGAUUUUUGGAGCACAAAAAUCAAGGCUUUGGGGCGCAGAAGUCAAGAUUUUGGGGCAAAAAAGUCAAGAUUUGUGAAUUGCGGUUGGAGCUCUCUCCAAAAAAAGGCAGGUUUGGGGCAGGCAAGGGGAGGUUUUGUGCCAAAUUUCAUGUUUUUGGGCAAAAAUCCACUGGUUUUCCCUUUUCGCGGAAAAAAAAAGGGGACUUUGGGUUUGGCAGUGAAGGUGGAAAUGGGGUUUUUUUGCAGCAAAGUGCCUGGUUUGGGGGGAAAAAAGGAGAUUUGGGGGGCUAAAAUGAUGAUAAAGGAAGAAAAUGUAGUUUUUUUCCCAUAAAAUGUGUGCGUUUGCUAUAAAAUGUGUGUUUUUGCCAUAAAAUGUGUGGUUUUGCCGUAAAAUGUGUGUUUUUGCUGUAAAAUGUGUGGUUUUGCUGUAAAAUGUGUAUUUUUGCCAUAAAAAUGUGUGGGGUUUGUGAUAAAAUGUGUGGUUUGGCGAUAAA
Messenger RNA from Harpia harpyja (harpy eagle), 2108 nucleotides. RefSeq lists its product as uncharacterized. The coding region runs from base 1 to 741 and encodes 246 amino acids. Lineage: Eukaryota; Metazoa; Chordata; Aves; Accipitriformes; Accipitridae. The record is from RefSeq and is a predicted model, not a curated record. The transcript is spliced from 2 exons.